AAAUCAUUUCUCCACGAAUUUCAAUUUUCGGUCCUUCGCUACUUUUUUCAUAUUAAGGCCCUUGUCGUGCCAUAUUGGUCCUUCGAGCCGGAUAUUUGAACCUUAUUUCUAAAUUCUUUUGAUUGGGAAACUCUGAAUUUAAUUCAUUUCAUUUCCAUAUUGUUCUGCUCAUAAAAAACUGAUAAGCGCAGUGUGUUGACAUUCAGCGUCUUCUCAACCACAGACGACGUAUUUUCAGUGGAUAACCUCUCAUUGUCGAACAAUAACAAUAACCUGACUUAUCGUAAACAAUUUCAUGAUUGUUUACUUUCGAUUAUUUCGUUUCUCUAUUUCUAUAUUCUCGCUCGUUCUGUCAGGUAUUGUUCUUGUUUGAACAUUUAUCGAUCUAUAGUGUCCAUAGUUUGUUAUUGAUAUUUUCAUUUUCGUUCAAUUUGAAAAACUUCUCAAAAUAAACUUUCGACCUAACGUUAUAACUGCAGUAUACUUUGAAUCGUAAAACAGCUCAUUCCACUCACAAUGAAUUCUAAAGUGAAACAGAAUAAGGCACGACGUCAAAUUCUCAUUGAUGACAUCGAGGAAAUUUUGGUUUUAGCUCAGGCUGCGGUAACUGAUCAAAGUCUUCACGUACGAUUUCGUUUAAGAUACGAAAGUCUGGAGGAAAUUCACAGCAAAUUUCAAACUCUGCACAGUGCUAUCAUAGUACUUUUAGCAAAUUCAGACGAACCAGAUUACAACGCCGAAAAAUCAGUUAGAGCUGCGUUUACCGAUAAUUAUUUCACAAUCAAAACGAUCUACGUGAAUUUGUUUCCUGUCGUUAUACCUGAGACCAAUCGUAUAUCAAAAUCGCCAAGUGUUAAACUUCCUAAAAUCGUUUUACCUAUUUUUGAUGGUAAUUAUAAGGAAUGGCCAACGUUUUAUGACUUAUUCAAAAGCUUAGUUCACGAGAAUUCUAAUUUGAGUCAAAUCGAAAAAUUUCAAUAUCUAUUAAGUUCACUUUCUUCUCAAGCUCUUAAUUUGCUCAAAGGUUUUCCUUUGACCGCUCAAAAUUAUGAAAACGCCUUUCAAACUCUAACUGAUAGAUAUCAAAAUAGACGCCUCUUAGCUAAUACAUGUUGGAAUGAAAUUUAUAAUAUUUCAAAACUUCACAGUGAGUCGGCAUCCGGACUUAGACGGAUUCUGGAGGUAUUUUCGGAAAAUUUAGCUGUGUUGAAAAACUUAGGUCUGCCUACUGAUCAGUGGGACUUUGUUUUAUUUCAUCUGCUCAUUCAAAAAUUAGACACAGCCACCAUUAAACGAUUCGAAUUACAGGAAUGCUCAACAGACAUUCCUUCAUUUAUCAAUUUGCAAACUUUCUUAACUGAUCAAUGUGUAGCUCUAGAAUCAGUGGCUCUUUCUGUUCCUUCAAAAUCUCAACAGUUUUCUGAUUCUCGAACUUCAAAAUUCAAUAAUACUUCAAGUAAACGAAAUUCCGCUCUUUUAGUUCAGUCGAAAAAUAAUUCAGAUAAAAAAGGCAUUAGCUGUAAUUAUUGCAAGUCAUCUCAUAAUAUUUACAACUGUCCUUCAUUUUUGGGAAAAACUGCUUCAGAUCGUUUCAAAAUUGUCAAAGAUAAGAAUUGGUGCAUCAAUUGCCUUCAUUCUGGGCAUCAAUUAAAUAACUGUUCCUCGAAAUCAACAUGUCGAACCUGUAAUAAAAAACAUCAUUCUUUAUUGCACAUGCGCAGUCCAUCAGACGAUGUACCUCAGAACGAAUCAUGCCAAUCGCAGAGUCAAACCUCUUAUUUUUCGCAUUCCAACUCAGUGAAUCUUUUGCCUGCCAACUCCACAGUUUUAUUGGCUACUGCUCAAGUAGACAUCCAAGACGCUUGGGGUAACUUUCAGAAAGUUCGAGUUUUAUUAGACGCCGGUUCUCAAAUUAAUAUCAUAUCCCAAUCUUGUGUUAAUAAGUUAGGAUUGCAAAUUUCAAAGACUGCACUUUCAAUUACUGGCAUAGGGGAAAGUUCAUCUACUGCUUCUGGUAGCACUGUCUGCUCUAUUCGCCCUACAGGUCAGAUCAAUCCAUCUUUCACCUUCGACGCUGUAGUUCUCCCAAAAAUUUGUACACAAAUGCCGACCUCUUUAGUCCAAUUUUCCAAUUGGAAAUGCAUCUCCAACAAAAAAUUAGCAGAUCCUGAAUUUUUUACUCCACAUUCUGUGGACAUUCUUCUUGGUGCAGAUAUUUUCCCACUUGUACUCAAAGACGGUCGAAUCAAAGGCAACGGUUCGGAACCUACAGCCCUAGAAACUGUUUUCGGUUGGGUUUUCAUGGGACAAAUUCAGUCUCCUAGUCGCUCAAUGAAUUCAUUUCAUUUGUCUUUAUGUGAUUCUUCUUUGAAUUCCACAUUAAAGAGGUUUUGGGAACUCGAAGAGGUGCCAACAACAACAUCCUCUUCACCAGAGGAUCAACGUUGUGAACAACUCUUUGUUGAAGGUCAUUCGAGAGAUGCUUCGGGACGAUACACGGUUGCAUUGCCAUUUGAAAGUGGCAAAUGCGUUCGUUUUGGGGAUACAUAUUCUUUAGCUCUGCGUCGUUUUCUGUCGCUCGAACGUAGACUUAUAAGAACUCCAGAAGUUUACCAGGAGUAUUGUCAUUUUAUGAAAGAUUAUUUGAGUAGUAAUCAUAUGUCGUCAGUAAUCACCGAUGUCGAAACUGAAAAUAAUUUCUAUAUCCCUCAUCAUUGUAUCAUCAAGCCUGAUAGUGCGUCGACUAAGUUACGAGUAGUGUUCGACGCAUCAGCUCACCUUCCAGGUAAAUUGUCCUUGAAUGAUGCUCUCUUGAUUGGUCCUAAAUUACAGAAGGAUAUUUUUGUAAUUCUGUUGAAUUUUCGUGUCCACACUUUUGUUUUCACUGCCGAUAUAAAACAAAUGUAUCGUCAAAUCUUGAUUCAGCCCUCACAUCGUGAUUACCAAAAAAUUCUUUGGAGGUUUUCUCCGUCAGAGCCUAUCGGUGCAUAUCGAUUAAACACUGUCACCUACGGAGUUGCGCCUGCUCCUUUUCUUGCUCUUAGAACUUUGUCUCAACUAGCUGAGGACGAAGGAGCCUCUUUCCCAAAUGCUUCCAAAAUCCUGCUCAGAGAUAUUUACGUGGACGAUAUUGUCACUGGCUGUGAUGAUCUCGGACAGGCCAAAGUUUUGGUGGAUGAGUUGAUAUCAUUGUUGGAAUGUGGUGGGUUUGAGCUUCGUAAGUGGUGUAGCAAUAGCCAUGAAUUACUUUCGCGUGUUCCUUUAGACCACCAACAUCAGCAUUCCAUAAACUUUGAUGCCGACUCUGCCAUUAAGAUUCUUGGUUUGAAAUGAUUUCCUUCAUUGGAUGAAUUUUCUUACUCAGCGAAGUCAUCUGGUGAGGUCUGCUCAAGACGAUCUAUCCUGUCUGAUCUCUCGCGUAUUUUUGACCCUCUCGGAUUUCUUGCCCCAUUUACUUUUCUUGCAAAGCACUUAAUCCAGCAUCUCUGGACUUUAGGCUUGCAAUGGGAUGAUUCUCUCCCAGUAGAGGUAAACAAUCGCUGGAAUCAGUGCAAAUCUGAAUUGCACGAACUAGCAAAGCUCAAAAUUCCCAGACUGUUGGCAUCAGGUUCCUAUUCACGAUGCGAACUCCAUGGCUUCGGAGACAGUAGUGAACGAGGUUAUGCUGCUGUCAUUUACCUUAGAUUUUUCUAUCCCAACGGAUCUGUUGGUACAUCAUUCGUAUGUGGCAAAUCAAAGGUUUCUCCGGUAAAGAGAAUUUCAAUUCCUAGAUUGGAACUCUGCGCCUGUCUUCUCUUGUCUAAACUCAUUUCCUUAGUUCUCUCGGUCUAUUCAUCCGCCUUUCAGAUAAGCAAAGUUUUUGCCUGGUCCGAUUCCACAGUCGCUCUGACAUGGAUCAGAUCCUCCCCUCAUCGAUAGAAAUCGUUCGUCAGUAAUCGAACGACUCAGAUUCAGGAAUUGGUUUCGCCAGAACUCUGGUAUCAUGUCAAAUCUAGGGAUAACCCCGCUGAUUGUGCUUCACGUGGUUUGACGCCAGUUGAACUUCUGAAUUGUACAUUAUGGUGGGCGGGACCAUACUGGCUCCGUUCAGAGGAAACCACUUUCGAUCGCAGAGAAAUGGAAAGUGAUCAAGAUCUCGUGAGGAAGGAAGAACGUCACAUUUCUUUGCCCACAUUUGUCUGCUCGCAAUUUGUACCUGAGUUGCUUUCGAAGUUCUCGUCGUUGUCCAAGAUUCAGCGUAUAGUGGUUUACGUUUUCAGAUUCGUUCAUAACCUGAAAAAUUCCAAGUCUCGUAUAAAUGGAAUUGUAUCAUCGAUAGACCUCAAACAUGCUUUCACCUUCAUCAUCAAGCAAGUACAGCAAUCUGUGUUUCAGGCAGAUAUUGCUAAUAUUCAGAAUGAAAAACCUAUUUCGAAGGGUCUUCGUAAGUUGAAUCUUUUCAUUGGCGAGGAUGGUGUUCUCAGGGUGGGCGGCAGACUUUCAUUUUCUGGUCUUUCGUAUGACCAUAAACAUCCAGCCCUUCUUCCGUCUUCUCAUCGACUCACUGAACUUAUAAUUCAGCAUUUCCAUAGAGUUUACCAUCAUCCAGGUGCCCAAACUCUACAAUUUCUCCUUACUCAACAAGUUUGGAUAUUGUCCGCUCGAAGAGCGAUAAAUAAAGUUAUUUCUCGUUGUCAUACCUGUUUCAGGGUGAAACCAAAGGCUUCUCAGCCUUUAAUGGGUAAUUUGCCCUCUCUAAGAGUGAAUCAGCUCAAGCCUUUUCAAUGUGUAGGUGUAGACUAUGGUGGGCCAUUUCAAACAACUAUGUCUCGAACUCGCGGUUCUAAAUCGUUCAAGUCGUACAUAUGCCUGUUCGUAUGUUUUACAACAAAGGCAUUACAUUUAGAACUCGUCUCAGAUCUCACGUCCAACGCCUUUCUCGCUGCAUUACGUCGAUUCAUUGCUCGACGAGGACGAUGCAAUCAUAUAUUUAGUGACGGCGGAACGAACUUCAAAGGAGCAUAUCGAGAGCUCUCAAACUAUAUGCAAAAUGCGCUGAUUGAGGAACAAAUAAAAUGGAGCUUUAAUCCCCCUUCUGGUCCACAUUUUGGAGGACUUUGGGAAUCCGGAAUAAAAUCCGUUAAAUCGCACUUGCUUCGAAUCAUAGGUGAUCAAAUUCUUACUUAUGAGGAAUUUUACACAGUACUUACGCAAAUAGAGGCUCUUCUCAACUCGCGCCCGCUUUGUCCACUUAGUAAUGACCCGAAUGACAUAUCGGCGUUAACGCCGGGACAUUUUCUCACCUUAGCGCCAUUGACUGCGUUACCUGAACCGGACUUAUCACACCUUUCAAUGGGAAGACUUUCACGUUGGCAGCUUUUGACGCGUAUCCACCAAGAUUUUUGGAAGCGGUGGCACUUGGAAUAUUUAAACACGUUACAACAACGUAAGAAGUAGUUCGAUAAAACCACCGAUUGUCUCUCAAUAGGUACACUCGUACUUAUCAAAGAUGAUCAGCUUCCUCCAUUGCGCUGGCGUUUAGGACGAAUCGAAAAAUUGCACCAUGGUGCUGAUAAAAUAGCUCGAGUAGCUAGUGCCCGUACAACUCAAGGUAUACUGCAGAGGCCGGUGGUUAAGUUAUGCCCUUUACCACUUCAAUAAUUUUUUUUUUUUUUUUGUCAACUCUUUUUUCGUGUAAAAUAUUCUAUUUUAGGUGAGCGGUUAUGUUACUGCAACUAGUCAACUCAUCUUAUUUUCUUUGUUUUCCUUUUAUUAUUAAUAAAUUCAUUGUUUUCCUAAUUCAGAGAAUAUCGUUCAUUUAAAUGUACCGCGGGAAAACAUAUGCUGGAGAUUUGAUAGAUGCCAGAUGCGCGAGGAUUCAUUCAAGACCCGUCCGUGCAUAUGGACAUUUUCAUACAGAUCUCCACUCGCUCUUUCGUUGUGUUAAACGCAAUAUUUUCUUUUCAUAAACAUUUUCGAGUCGACUCUAUUUUCAAGAACAAUACCGUUUCUUCGGUUGUGCGAGAUUGAGUGUUCCGUCUACCACCCGUUCGACGGCGAAGAUCUAUCAGCCAAGGACAUUUCAUGGGCUUUACCAAGUAAAGUUGGGAGGAUUGAGGGAUUUCAAGGUGCCGAUUUCUUUAAAAGGCGAAGAAAUCCAUCUACUUUUGUGUGAUAAAGAAAAGGUUGAGGAAGCAAAUUGCUAUUGGUUCAUACUCCAAGGCUGGUCCCGG
Molecule: messenger RNA, 6212 nt
Organism: Harmonia axyridis
Lineage: Eukaryota; Metazoa; Arthropoda; Insecta; Coleoptera; Coccinellidae
Exons: 2
Coding region: 517-3333 (938 amino acids)
Source: RefSeq, a predicted model, not a curated record